Molecule: messenger RNA, 4741 nt
Organism: Brassica napus (rape)
Lineage: Eukaryota; Viridiplantae; Streptophyta; Magnoliopsida; Brassicales; Brassicaceae
Exons: 2
Coding region: 596-2191 (531 amino acids)
Source: RefSeq, a predicted model, not a curated record
UUAAGGGAUUUUUGCCGAUAAGGAACAAAAAAAGCAUAUCUUUGUCCCCUUACAAUAAAAAACCCAAACUUUGUCCCUUUAGAACAAAAAAAAAUGAAAAACCUGUUUUGUCCUUUUUAAUAAAAUAGGUUAAUAGUAAGAAGUAAAAAACAAACGGAUUCAGUGAAAAAUUGCUUCACUUUCUUUGUCUCCGACUCCCGUUUCAUAAGGAACAAAAGGCGAUUCCGCCGUCGACUCUCUCUUUAUUUUAUCCGUUCAAGUUCGUCGGAGACGACGAUAUCGUCGUCACAUCUCUCCUUCGUCCUCCUUCUGUCGUCUUUACUCUUUUUGAAUCAUCGAUUACAGAGAAUUGAAGGUUAGGGUUUGGAAAUCCCCUUUCUGAUUUUUUUCCGUUUUUGUUUACGUGCAUGUAGUAUAAAGAGCAUGAAUUGUUUAAAAAUACAAAUCGAAUCGCAUUUUGAUUUUCGUUUGUGGGUUGAGUUGAUUGUGAGGUCAUCGUAGUUCUUGUUCUAUACGAUUCUGAGUUAUAUUUUGUUUGGUAUUGAAUUUGCUUUGUGUUUUGAAUUCGUAAUGGACUUAAAAGGCUAAUGAGUUGAUGUUUUUGAUUUCAUGUUUUAUAGGAAUGGAUUACCAGUUUCCAAAACGCUUUAUUGAAGAAGGAGCUGAGACCAAGAUUGAUAAGAUUAACAACACCUGUAGGCGCACGAUUCUGGGGACGCUGAAGGUGGUUCUCAGGGAUGAGUAUCAAGAAGUUUUGAAAGACCCUGUCUUCGGUCCGAUUCUGGCAAUCGUAGAGAACAAGCUUAUUUACUCAGGAAAGGUUAUUCACAGUUUCAUAUGCAAGCAGCUCAAGGUUUCCAAGCUUCACGAGUUGUGGUUUCUAUUUGCAAAGAGGCCUCUCAGGUUUUCUAUGCAAGAGUUUUAUGCUGUGACUGGAUUGAAGUUCAAAGAAGAACCCGACGUAGACUUCAAUAACUGGAAGAGUGAUAAGGGGUUCUGGAGCACGGUGCUGAAGGAAAAUAAGAAGAUCAACUUAUUGGUUAUAAGGGAUGAGCUCCUUAAAGUCUGUAAGGAGUGGACGUAUGUGGACAGGGUGCGACUAGUGUAUCUGUGUAUAAUACAUGGAUUCGUCAUUGCGAAGGAUUUGAGAGUGUUUAUCCCUCACGAGUUCAUCCGUUUGGUGAUGGAUUUUGAGAAAAUGAGGAUGUAUCGUUGGGGUCUUCGCGCCUAUGAUGAGCUGCUUGCAUCAAUAUUCAAAGCAAGGGAAGAUGUGCAUCUGAAGAACAGCUAUGUAUUGGAUGGAUUCUCAUAUGCGUUUCAGAUAUGGAUUAUGGAGGCAAUCCCAGACAUCGGUUCUAUGGUGGGUAAAAAGAUCAAAAACAACUUGACGAAAGUGAGAUGUAGGAAUUGGAAAGGAAGUGGAAAAGUAUCAUAUCAAGAUAUCACCAGCCUAGAGUCCAACUUUGAUAAGGGAGAGCUGUUCCCGUUUAUAUCAUCUACUGGGAGCUUGGAUGCAACUGAUAAUGCUGAGUUCUUUAGGGAAGAUGAGAAGAAUGACGAAAGAGUCAAUCGCAUUGUUGCUCUGAUCAGUGCCAAACAAGACUGGAAGCAAUUCACUUGGGAAGUUGAGACUCUGCCUCCAAAUAUGGAGUUAUCUGACGCAGAAGAGGAUGUCGAAGUUGAAAAUGUCACAGAAACACCUGUGGAGGAACCGGCUGUUGUUGAAGAGGAACCAGCUGUUGUUACAAAAAGGGGGAAGCGUAAGCUAAUUGAUCCUGGUGUCGAGUCUCGAAAGAAACAACUUCUUUGUCAAAGAGCGGCUGAACAUAACAGUGUUGUCUCCGGUGAUAUGAAGACCUUCAUUGAAGGUUUGUUCAACUCUUCUUUCAAUUCUUUUAAGGAGCUGCUGCAGAAGGACAUACAAGAGCGUUUUGACAAGGUCGACAAUGAGAUGGCUCAACUGAAGGCAACAGUGUCGCAGAUUACGGGUCCUUCAGUUGCAGUGGGACGAGACAUAGCAUCUGAGAUUCUCUGUCCUUCUGCAACACUUGGGAAAGAGCAAGAGAAAUCAUCACAGAGUCCGGGUCCUUCAGGAGCAAAGGGAAAAGGCAAAGGCAAGGCAUCUGUGAGUGUUGAUCCUCCUCCGCUUCGUCGUAGCCCUCGGCCAGUAAGAAAGGUAACCAAAACAUGAAGCUUUGAAUUAUGUAGGACGAAACAUCUUCCGUUGUAAGUGUUUAUGUGGUUUGACUAUUUUGUAAUGUCCUUGUAUUGUGCUAUGUUGCAUAUCGGCUUGUAAUGUAUCUUUUUGUUUGCUAUGAAGUGAACUGAUAACUUUGACAUGUUAGCUUGGCUAUUUUGUAAUGUUUAGAACUUGGCUAUUCUCCACAGCAAUGGUUAGUGGCUUCGAAUGCUUAGAACUUAAAGUUCUACGUUUAAAAAACCAUCGAGUCAUCAUUUCCCUAAUGCUGUCCAACAAAGGUAUCACUGGAAACUCUCUAGGCGUACGCAAAGCUGCAUUUAUCGACUCCGCAGGGUUAGUAGUCCUAAUAUCAUAUCUGUAACCCGGAAACUGACAACGAGCCCACUUCCUCACAUCGGCAUCUAUGAGAUACUGUCCAAUUUCAGGACUAAUAGCGAAAAUAGCAGUGAAGACCUUACGAAAAUCAGCAGCUCGAUAAGCUUUAGAAGCCUUAGCAACCAAACCAGCCACACCUUUCCCGCUGAAAUAUGUUACAACAUUAUUCAGCAAGUGGUGAAUGCAAAUUCCAUGAUGAGCUUGCGGGUACACUCUCGCAAUAGCUUUAGCAAUUGAGGAAUUCCUAUCAGACACAAAAGCUAAACUAUGGUCGUCAGCAAUGACCAUAUUAAGUUGUCUCAUAAACCAGUUCCACGCGAGGUCAUUCUCUGAGUCGACAACUCCAAAGGCAAUAGGAUAUAAACUCGAGUUUCCAUCUAAUGCUGUAGCAACUAGUAAUACUCCUUUGUAUUUGCUCUUCAAAAAAGUCCCAUCCACCACAAUAACUUUUCUAAUUGCAGCAUAGAAACCGCGAACACUCUGACCAAACGAGAUGAAGAGGUAUUUGAAUCUCCCUUUUGUAUCCCUUUCAUAAAAUGUGUGUGACCCUGGAUUAGCUUCCUUCAUCAUAUGCAAGUAUUUAGGAAUUUUUUCAUAACCUUUCUCCGGAAUACCUUUAACUGCGUUGAUUGCAUAUUCACGUGCAUCCCACGCCAAAGAAUAGGAUAUCUCAACUCCAUAUACCAUACGCAUAUACUGGAUUAUAUCAUCCGAUCUCGGUCCUUCUUUAGCAGUUUCAUACUUAUGCAUGAUCAGAGUACCCACUGUUUUUGCUGAAACUGUCCUAACAGAACCCUUCCUAUUGGAGGCAGCACAUGAAUGAUCAGGUACAUACUUUUUGAUGAUAAAAUACGAUGAGCCUGUUAAACCCUCUGCACGAACACGCCAUGUGCAGUCAUCAUCUGAGCAACGAAUGUACCAUACUUUUUUAUCCGAUCUGACAACCACGUAGUCGAAAUUAUUUUUCAUUGCACAUAUUUCGAAUGCUGCCUUCAAAAGUGUUUUGGAAGUAAAAGAUUGACCCUUCUUCACAACAUCUACCAAAGAAAAGCGAACACCAUCUUCAUUGAUCUUUUCUUUGUCACACUUUUUGUCAUCUUCACUGUCAGGUACCUCAACAUCUUGUUCUGAAUCCAUAUCACUUGAAUCGUCAGACUCCAUAAGCGCUUCCUCUCUGUUAGGCGACUCACUACCUUCUUCCGCUAUGUUAGAGGCUUGAGUACUCACACACAACUGCGUCGAAGCUUUGUUCUUUACAUAUGUAAGAAAAUUUCGAACUUGUCUUUCACUGGUGAUGAUAACAGGGGGUGAGUAGAUGCUAUUGAUCAAAUCGGAAGGUAAAUAACUCAGCUCUAUAUUGACCAUGUUUACAUCAAUUCCAAAGUCUUCACACACCAUAGCCUUUAGGUUUUCAAAGCUUGAACUUGUGUCCAAAGUAAGUAACCUGCCUCCUUUUUCUUCAUCAACAAGAAAUCCCCAUCCAUUGUUCAUCGACGAUUUCCACAAACCACAUGAAGCAUAUAUGUUAAUCUUCAUAUUUUAGAAUGACAAAAGUUUGAAAGAACUAAAAAAUGAAGAAAACUUCCACGUUGAAUUUCAGAAAUCGUGGUAUGUUGAACAAGAAAACAAGAUUUUAGGAAAGACAAUUAAAAAAGGAAAUUCAAAACAUUUAAAAGAUUUUCUGAAUAUUUCCUAACCGUUUUUGGCUAGAUUUCCGGAUUUUGUAAUUUUAUUAGGUAGAAUUUGCAUUCUAUCUAUUUAGAAAUUAGAAGACCUGGUAGAAUACUGUAUACCACUGGUGUAGACAAAAAUACAAUCCGAAUAAUGCAUUUCCUACCUUAGUAGGUUAAUUAGUUUUUGUAGCGCAUCAAAUCUACCAGUUACGUAGAGCAUAGAGGGAAUGAGGAAUUUAUAUUCUUCUCCAGUAGUUGUUUAUGUUUUCGGUGUAUUGUGCAUGCUACGACUAGUAGAUCACUAUGUCUUUGUUAGAUUAUAUAUUCUAAACCUCCGUAGAUGGUAGAUCUGAUUUUCUAACCCCUUUACCCCAUUUUUGAAAUUAUUAUUCAAACAUUUUUUGAAUCCAAAUUUAUUUUUCUUAUAUGCAGUUGUUUAUCUACAUCUAAUAUACAAUUUUUUCAGAAUUUUUUGCCUUCUAAAAAAAUUAAU